This is a messenger RNA of Pseudogymnoascus destructans, 2548 nucleotides long. RefSeq names its product dolichyl-P-Man:Man(5)GlcNAc(2)-PP-dolichol alpha-1,3-mannosyltransferase (gene ALG3). The transcript is spliced from 3 exons. The record is from RefSeq and is a predicted model, not a curated record. NCBI's taxonomy places the organism in Eukaryota, Fungi, Ascomycota, Leotiomycetes, Thelebolales, Thelebolaceae. Gene Ontology annotation, cellular component: endoplasmic reticulum. Gene Ontology annotation, molecular function: dol-P-Man:Man(5)GlcNAc(2)-PP-Dol alpha-1,3-mannosyltransferase activity. Bases 406 to 1680 code for a protein of 424 amino acids.
CGCGGUAGGUGUAGCUGGGGAUUGGCACUGGGGCCGCAGGGGCGCGGGUGGGAAAGUUGUGUUGCGACGUAACGGACGCGAGGGCGCGGUGCUGCGCUGUUGGGAGGAGGGGACGGAGAGAGGUCGCGGUUCGGCGGGAGGCGAGGCGCAGGGCGCUGAGGAGUGGAGUUGGGGUCGACAUUGUUGUUGUUGUUGGGAUUGAAGGUCUAAAAUUCGAGGCUUAUGAUGGUGGUAGUAUGUCCUCGGAGUUUGUUCGGGCAUACGUCCAGUUAAUCCCCUGCAUGCCGAUGGGGCGGAGCAUCGCGGUUGCGACUAGGGGUCCAAUCUCGAGCUUCGCAAGGCGCGGGACAAUCUGCUGAAGACAAAGUUGCAUUGAACGCGCUUUCGAAACUCCUCGAGGCCACGAUGGUCACUACUGCGCAGCUAUAUGGCCGCGCCAUAGAUCUAGCCACUAACCCAGCGCAUAGUCGCUGGCAGUCGCCAAUCCUGCUCGUGGUCGACGCGCUCCUAUGCCUGGUGAUAAUCUGGAAAGUGCCUUAUACCGAGAUUGACUGGGAAGCCUACAUGCAGCAAGUUGCUCAAUUCCUAUCCGGCGAACACGACUAUGUCAAGAUUGCAGGUGGAACGGGACCACUGGUCUAUCCAGCCGUGCAUGUCUACAUUUACUCGGGACUAUACUGGAUUACAGAUAAGGGGAGGGACAUCAAACUAGCCCAGGGUAUAUUUGCAGCUUUGUAUUUACUCACCUUGGGAGGGGUAAUGGCAUGCUAUAGGAGAGCUAAGGCGCCGCCUUAUAUAUUCCCUAUGCUGAUCCUGUCGAAACGAUUACACAGCAUCUAUAUACUGAGGUGCUUUAACGACUGUUUCGUGGUGCUGUUUUUGUGGAUGGCCAUUUACGCCUAUCAAAGGAGAGCAUACACCACUGGCACAAUAAUUUACAGUCUUGGUCUCGGGGUUAAGAUGAGCUUGCUCCUUGUUCUUCCAGCCAUUGGGAUUGUGUUUCUCCUUACAAACGGGGUAUGGACAGGGUUACAGCAGGCUACUAUAAUGGCUCAGCUCCAGGUCCUCUUCUCAACCCCAUUUGCCUUGGAGAAUGUCAGAGGGUAUUACGGGAGAGCCUUCGAGUUCUCCAGGGUCUUUCUCUUCAAAUGGACAGUAAACUGGCGAUUCAUCGGCGAGGAAGUCUUCCUCAGCAAAGGAUUCUCAACCGCCCUACUUCUAGGGCAUAUAAACGUUCUAGCCAUCUUCGCCGUAACACGCUGGCUCAAAACAGCAGGUCGACCCAUCGAAACAAUGAUAACGCGAACGCUCCGCCUCCAAGAACCGCUAGGCAACGUGCAAAACCUGGUCUCUCAGCGCGUAACACCGCAGUAUGUGCUCACGACGAUUCUGACUGCAAAUGUCAUUGGCAUUCUGUUCGCUCGCUCGCUCCACUACCAGUUCUACGCCUACCUCGCCUGGUCGACGCCCUUCCUCCUCUGGCGAAGCGGCAUGCACCCCAUCCUGCAAUACGCCCUCUGGGCCGCCCAGGAAUGGGCCUGGAACGUAUACCCCAGCACAGACCUCAGCUCCCAGGUCGUCGUUGGCGUCCUGGCCCUCACCGUCGCCGGCGUAUGGUGGGGCACAGGGCGCGAGGAGUACGCAGAGAUCCGGCCCGGGGCGCGCGACGACGUGAAGUAGUCCAUCAUCCACAACCAGGGCUUUACUCCUCACCCUCGUCCUCAUCGCUCGAUGGCGGCAUCUUUCCCACAUUCGACUCCUCAUCAUCCGAAUCCGCAUACGGAUCCACCUUCACGAACUCCUUCGGCCUAUUCCUAGUCCAUUAGCCCUGUCACCACCACCCUCGCAAGCAGGGUUUACUCACCAAUACGCCUCCUUCCUCCACUCCCUCUCAUCACGCACGACAUUCAGAAUCUCCCCUCCCAGCUUGUUCUCCCGCACCUCCCCCUCCUUGGUGUCUACCAGCACGUACCCGCCGCGCUUGAUCCAGAUCGUGUUGCGGAAGCGCGUGGGCAGCUCGAAGAGCAGCUCUUUGGUGUUGGGGAGGGCACAGAGGUAGAGGUUGUUGCCGGCGGCGCGGACGACGCGGGCGAUGGACUGGGUGGGUGUGAGUGCGGGGGGUGGUGAUGAGGUUUCGUCGGCGGCGGCCUGGAGGUUGCGCUUUGGGCGGCCCAUUUUGGUGAUGUGUGUGUAUAUUCUAGUCGCUUGGGAAAAGGAAAAUGUAGUCGUAUUUAAAUUCUAAUUUGGCUUGCGAUUUUGUAGUGAGGGGUCGUUUCUUGCGUUUGAAUUGUUUUGUCUUCUUUUCCCCACGAAAGUUUUGUGAACGCUGUAUCCGUUGGCGUUUCUCAUAGGACCAAUAAGAUACUGGAGGGCAGAAUAGUGAACCACCCAGGUGCCUGCAUUGAACCGAACCAAAUAUCCACCCAACUUUUCACUUCAUGGCCUUUACAAUUACCAAAGUUUGUGCUUUAGGUCUGUAGAGUGAACUUGGGGAUACUGUAUCAUGUAUUACAAACUGCUCAAGAGUAACUUCAGUAUUUGAGUAAUC